ACAGACAGUUCGCUGCGGUACGAAGAAAAUCGAGAGAAAUGAAGCUCCUGGGUGUUUCGGCGUUUUGCGCACUGCUAAUGUUGGCGGGCGCCGAAGGAACUAACGAAAAAUCAUCAUCGUCGGCCGAAGCGAAACCAGCGGAGUCCCAGACCAAAGAAAAGCGGGGUCUGGACCUGGGGUAUGGAGGCGGCGAUCACGGUUUCGGCGGGGGCGGCGACUACGGAGGCGGCGAUUACGGGGGCGGCGAUUAUGGUGGCGGUCACGAUUUAGGAGCGCAUUGGUCUCAACCUGACUGGCAACCAUUACACCAAGGUGGUGGUUAUGACGGCGGUCAUCAUCACGAAAAAACGGUGACAAUCGUGAAGAAAGUACCGCAACCCUAUCCGGUGACCAAGGAAGUACAUGUUCCGGUAGAGAAACAGAUUCCAGUACCCGUUAAAGUUCCGUACCCUCAGCCAUACCCAGUUGAGAAGAAGAUACACGUCCCAGUGAAGGUACCAGUCAAGGUAACCGUACCGGUUCACAAACCCUAUCCAGUCGAGAAAACAGUACCGUACCCAGUCAAAGUACACGUCGACAAACCGUACCCAGUCAAAGUUUUGGUACCGCAACCCUACCCGGUCUACAAGGACGUCCACGUACCCUACAAAGUCCCAGUACCCCAACCCUAUCCCGUCGAAAAGGAAGUACCCUACCCGGUGAAAGUACCGGUCCACGUCCCCAAACCCUACCCCGUCGAAAAAAUAGUACCCUACCCCGUGAAAGUUCACGUCGACAGACCGUACCCCGUCCACGUGCCCAAACCCGUACCGGUACCAGUCGAGAAGAAAAUCCCCUACCCCGUAUUCAAACCGGUACCGGUUCCGGUCAAAGUACCCUACGACAGGCCGGUGCCCUACCCCGUAGAGAAACCCGAACCGUACCCCGUCAAAGUACCCGUACCGGCCCCGUACCCGGUCGAGAGGAAAGUACCCUAUCCCGUCGAGAAACCCGUACCGUACCCCGUGAAGAUCCCCAUCUUCAAUCCGGUACCCUACACGGUGGAGAAGAAAGUACCGCAUAUCGUCGAACGACCCGUUCCGGUACCCGUUAAAGUACCGGUACACAUCCCCAUUAAGGAGGAGCACCACGAGUACGGCGGUCACGAGGAGUCCUACGGGGGCGGUCACGAUUUGGGCGGUCACGAUUUCGGGGGCGGCGAUCUCGCCGGGCACGGGUACCAUUAGUACUACCAUUAGUACUAUCCCGUGUACGUUUCAUUAUAGUUUAAAAAAACAGAAAUUGAAGCGGUACUGUUUCUUGUCAGUAUUACUGUACGUUGCCUUGUGAUUUAUUAUAUUUUUUUGUUUGUUAUUAAAUUGUAUUUUGUAUAUUAA
Messenger RNA from Phyllotreta striolata, 1376 nucleotides. NCBI's taxonomy places the organism in Eukaryota, Metazoa, Arthropoda, Insecta, Coleoptera, Chrysomelidae. The record is from the annotation of a GenBank genome assembly.